UGGCAACAAAGUGCAAUUAUCGUAACACGGUUGCGUCCUACAGAAAUUUUUACAAACAAUUCUGUUUUUUUACCGAUUUAAGACCAGUUUUAAUCUUAAUAGACGACUCAGUGUUUUCUCCUGUUAUUUUCACCGACAUAAGUCAAUUUUAUCCGCGAUGGCCUCAGAAGUUCGAGACGAUCUUCACCUGACAUCGACAGGAAAAGGACAUUACUAUAGGUCUCCACACGGUUUCCCACCUCAAGGAUUCCGCGUAAGUUUUUCUCUGAUUUUUCUCUGAUGAGUUUUCUAUAUCUUCAGUUUGAAUGUCAUCUCAUAUCAUAACCACAUCGUAUCAUGACUUGAAUCAUUCUUUGGCUUGAAGUCUUUUAUGUACGAUUUUACUUGUAAACAUUUGUGUUUAGUUAUGUCGAUCCACUUCAUUCCCGGUUUGAAUCUGCAUGUACUGUGAAUAUACGAAAUCAUGUCCAUGAUAGGCCGAUGUAUAACAAAAAUUAACUGCUUGAGAUCAGAACGAUUCAUUAGAGCGGUCUUAGGAUGCAUGCUUCCGUCUCUUUACAUUCCCAUCCCUUACCUUACCUCCCCUCCCCCCCCUCCCCUCCAAGAUCUCGGUUCUAUCGUUUCUCCCUCCUCACUGUCUUCCAUACGUUUCUUUUAUUCUUAGCUCUGAGAAUUUGGUGUUAAAUCGAAAUAAAUCUCAUAGUUGAUGGACAUCCCCCCAUCACUCUUUUGCUUAACCCUUUUAAACUCCUAGAAGUGAUUGACUUGUAACUUCUCCCCAUAAUAUCCAUACAUUAUCCAGAGAAAAGAUAAUGAGAAUACUCAGACUUAUCAGGUUGAAGUUGUCAUCUUGAUCUAACACCAAAUUCUUGUAACUAAUUCGCAAGGAAAUGUUUAGCAGCCAGUGGGUAGAAUUAACAAUCAGAUCUUAGGAGUUAUAUAAAAGGUUAAGAAUGAGGCAGACACUCCUGGGAGAGAAAAGAUGAAAAGCAAAUAUAUGUUUGGUCUAAUUUAAUGAGAGUCUCCUACACCCCUUGGUUAAACUCAGUUAUUUUAAAAUAAUGGGCCUUUUCAUGCAUCAUCAUCAUCAUCAUUAAUUCAAUGUAAUUGCCUCACACAAAAUUUGAGGCAAUCACAUUGAAUUAAUAAUUUACUUUUUCUAAGCUCAACAGGUUUACAUGACAUUAAGAUGAUGUGAUGUCUUAUCUCAUUUGUUCAAGAACUACCAGUGUUCAAUUUUAAUGACAUAGUUUAUCCAUGUGGAGUCCAUCUCUGGUGGAAACCCUCGUCAAAACUUAAUCAUAGCUAGCAGUUCAUGAACAAUAUACUUUUACAUUUUCAAAAUUACAAAAUAGCCACAUAACUGCCAUAAGCCAUAAAACUGGUCACAUGGAUGUAAAAAGAUCUUAACAUGGUUAAGUAUCGUUCAUUUAUGUAACAAAAAUCAAAUCACAAUUCACAACAAAAAAAUGGCCCUAUCACACUUAAUGUAAAAAGCAUAAGGGGACCCUCUUUAUUGACUUUGAAACAUCAUUUCUCCAUGAGAGGAAGAGUACUUCCAAAGUAACUCACUCUGUUUUUUUAUCUUUUAACACUGAAAAUAUUAUUUUAUGGUUAAAUAUCAAGCUUUAAUUUCUUGAAUAUCUUGUAAGGAAAAUUCAUCUGAAUAUUAUUUCUUCCCUUGCAUCUCAGAGAACUGUUUAUGAUGUGUUACCACCUGUCCUUACAAACCCAGAUUACGUUACUGAUAGGGAAAACUUUCAAACAACCACUGGUACAACUCAUGACUACAAGGCACAUGGUGGAACUCUGAGUAACUCACAGUUCAAGAAGGCUCCAGGAUCAUGGAAAGUUCAUUAUGUAGAAGAUAAUAUUGGAAAGGUGAUUAAUUAAUGUGUUAAAAAUUAAGUGUUAAAAUCUCUUUCCUGAUGUGGACAUUUUCCACAUACUUUUGUCAUGUGAUUUAUAGAAUUGUUAGUUAGUUGUUUUUCAGUUUUUGUUCCCGCAAAUUUGUUACCUCUUUUUGGUGAAUUUUAAGAAGUUUCAGAGUUUUUGUUUCAGCCAAAUGCUGUGGUUCAUUUAACAAAUGUAAUACAUUCUUUUAAAGUUAGCAGUAUCUAUGCAGCUCAAAUCACAGCAUUGCAUAUUUUAAUUGCAUUAUAUCAUAUAUUUUUCUUGAAUAGUUGAGUGUGAAGCCCUGGAGAAGACCUCUGACAAUGGGAAACCAGUGCAGUGAAAUGAUGUCCCAGUACACAGGGAGACCAGGAGUUAAUCUUGACACUGUUUAUAAUGCAGGGAUACAACCAUUUAACCUUGCUGAUCACCACAGGGAGGGAAACAGUAAGGUAUUGGCACUUUUUUUUAUUGUUUUUGUUCUGAAUACAGUUUUUGCAGUUAAGUGAUCAAAUAUCUGUUUUAAUUAUUAAACUGAAUAAAAAACAAAAUCAUCAUAAUCCUGAAUCUCAUCAAAUUAGAACUCCUAGUGUAUCUAUGUUCAAAUAUGUACACAAACAUGUAUCCAUAAAGCAAUGGAGUCCUUAGAAAGUUCUAAGAUAGCAAGACUCUUUGUUGAUUAUUGCCAAAUUUUUUUAUUUCUUUUAUAAAUUAUUCCAAAUUUAAGUUUUUUAAAUUUUGUUUAUUAUUUAAGACAUUAUGCCCUGUGAAAAUGUAUAUAUACUGGUUUUUGAUAAAUGAAUAUUUCUGUUUAAAGGAUCUGGUACCAUCAACAAUAAACAGAGGGAUAACAGGGCAGAAGUUUUACCCCAGGGACAGAGGUGUACUGACUUACCACAUGGAUCCUUAUCUUACUACAACACAGAGAGAUCACAGAGCAUUCACUAAGUAAGCAAAAUUUGAUUGUUUACCAAGCCUAUAUGAAUAAUAUGAGAUGGCUAUUUGUCGAUGAUAUGUAUGUUGCAGUCUAAUCUAAAUUGUAUUACAGUCAGUACAUUAAAAAAAAUAAUAGGCCAUUUUACAGUUGUGUACUUAGUUGCCAAGCCUUUGAUUUGGAGUGAGGCUGAAGGUGACCUUGUUGUGAUAGAGACCAGUAUCUAGUUAGCAUGAUAUCAAGGUAAUUUGCUUUUGAAAAGCAGCAAGGUUUGUAUCAUACAAGGUCACCCUUAGCCUCAUUCCUGUUCAAAGGCUUGGCAACCAAGCACACAACUGUAAAAUGGAUUAUUAAGUGGGAGACAUAUAGUGGCAUUAUUUUGGGGGUGCUGGACCUCAACAGAUUUCAAAGGUUCUAAAGUGGGGUUGCUUUUUGUGUUCUUUCAUGUUAGCAAGGAGAAUUCGUGGAAAACAUUGGAGUUUCAGCCUAAUUUCUUAGCUAUAACCCUGAAUACCCUCCUCAAUCUUGGAAAUUUGACCUAAAGCUGGGCUCCAGGAUGAGAUCUUUUGAUUUUUUGCAAGGAGUGAAGGGACCAAAUCACAUCUACAUGUGUGCUCCAUAUGGCCAUCUUGGCCAUUUUGCAGUAUACUGUCAAGACACUUGAUUAUUUGAACCAGGUUAAAGCCCCAUGAGUUGUAUGAGCUUCUUGGCUUAUGAGCAGUCUUAGGCAUUUUUAUGGCAUUAAAAGUAACAGCUACCUUCUGACAUGUCUUUUUUCUUCCUCAAAACAGGCAUGAAUUGGGACGUUACCCAGCCAAAGAUUAUGCAACUUAUUGGGAAUGCGAAGAGUACACAAAAGCCUGGGGUCAUGGCUCAAAAGAAAAUCCUCAACCCCUAAAUUCAGUCCCCAGAGAAAAAGGACCCAUGAGGGACCGUAUCUGGUUCAGAGAACCAACCACUAUCCCCAGGCUACCAAAGUCACUGGAGCCUGUACCAAAUAAGUAAGAUAGGAGCUGAAAUGUACAGCAAUUAAGUGAAAUAGUUAAUAUUUUGAUUAUCUAUUAAUAAUCCUCAAGGCCAAGUUGAGAGAUGUAAUGAGCAAUAUUCACAAAGUCAAGAGGAAGUUGUCAGAGCAAAUGCCUUUUAUUUUAUUCUUUCCAGAAAAAAGGAUGCAGAGGCCAGUGUGCUUCUUUAAGUGUUGUGAUAACCUUGCCUAUGGUGAUGGUGAUCACUAUAGAGAGUUAAAAAGAUAGGAUCAAUAUCAGUAUCUGGGCAACUGCCCACCUACCCCUCCCCUAACCCAACAUUAACCUUGACUUGUUGUCAAUUGACUAUUGUUGAAUUAGGGGAGGGGUAGGUGGGUAUUUGCCAUGCAGAUACUGAUAUUGAUCUAAAAGAUAUUGAGCAAGAAGAUCAAGUGUGGCUGAAAUUACCUGAGGAACAAAAUACAUGCAAAAAUUUUAAAACUUGUUAGCUUGAAUAUUGUCAAUAAUUUCAAACAGUGCAGAAUGAAGGAAAAAAAAGUUGGAAUCUUGUGAACUGAUCAAAUGAUAUUUCCCUGCAGUUUUGAAUGAAUGAGCACUUAGAAAAUUUUCAAACCUACAAGUGCAUUGUUUUCUGCUGACACUCUGCCAAUGUUUUGGAAAUCAACAGUCCUGACUACUAGCCAGUGUGUUAAAUUGAGGAAUGUUUUUGUUCCAUCUCUAGGGGAAUGAAGACACUGAUGAGUGAGUCCUACACCAUGCCUCCUGAGAGGAAAAGAUGGGAAUUAUUUACCUUAAAUGUACCAAAACCUUGGCAUGCACCUCUUGAAAGUAAGGAGUUAAAUUUUUUUGUCGUUCACAUUAUUACUAACUUUUUAGUUUUUGUUUAUCUUAAGGAGGAUGGUCCAAAACGUUCCUCUUUGCUUUUGGUCUUGUUGUUGUUGUUUUUUUAAAGGAAGAGCACAUGAAUGCAAGAACCUUGUCUCACAUUUAUUCUUUAUCAUUUUCUCAGGCCCAGGCCCUGGAGAGACGUUCCGAGUUCCACGGAUGUACAACACUGAAUACCAAUUCUAUGGCAGUGAAAAACCAGUCACAAUAUGAGGAAAUAUCAUGCACUUUUAAGAAUUUUCUUAAAACAUCACAUUUGAUAAGCAUUCUAUAAUAUUACUCUUAAACUAUUUUUUUCUUUCAAAAAUGUGAGAGAAUGGAAUGUUAUAUAAUUCUGGAACAAUCUUAAACAACAUACAUGAAGUUUUAGCUUCUUUUCUUGAACUGAACAGCAUUCAAUAAGGUAAACAUUCAAACGAACAUGGUCUUUCCAAAACAAGAUGGUUGUUUGCCUUGAUAUCUCUUGUGGAUUGUUCUUUAUUGCAUUAUGUGUAGAACAAUAUUUAAUCAUUCUUUUAUUGCAAAAUAAUUUCAAACAAAAGGAAAACAGUAUAACUUAGAUUGAUUAAGAAGGCUUUGUUGUGUAGUAUCUCAUCUUGUAUUAAUCAGUAGUAAUCUUCUCUAUGCUUCUUGGUCAGAAAUCUCAUUGGACAGUGUGUACCUCAAAGUGGUCACUUGGUAAAUAACAGUUUAUUUUAUAACCAAGCUUAUAUGUAGUUCAGUAAAAAGGAAUUAUGUUUUGUAAAUAUUUACAAGGAGAGGAGAAGAAAUAAAAAAUUCAAAGUAACA
Molecule: messenger RNA, 5487 nt
Organism: Pocillopora meandrina
Lineage: Eukaryota; Metazoa; Cnidaria; Anthozoa; Scleractinia; Pocilloporidae
Source: the annotation of a GenBank genome assembly